Molecule: messenger RNA, 501 nt
Organism: Arachis stenosperma
Lineage: Eukaryota; Viridiplantae; Streptophyta; Magnoliopsida; Fabales; Fabaceae
Product: transcription factor MYBS3-like
Exons: 3
Coding region: 1-501 (166 amino acids)
Biological process (GO): response to ethylene; response to gibberellin; response to auxin
Molecular function (GO): DNA binding; zinc ion binding
Source: RefSeq, a predicted model, not a curated record
AUGGCAAGGAAAUGCACGUAUUGUGGGAAUUCUGGUCACAAUUCAAGGACUUGCAACCACAGUGCAAAUAAAAAUUCACAUGAAAUAUCUUAUUCUUACUUAACCUCCGGUGCCAGCAGUAGUGGUCUUAUGUCAACGAUCAAAGACAAUAACAAAGGAUUGGCAUGGAGUGAGGAGGAGCACCGUAUAUUCCUAGAGGGGAUGGAGAAGCUGGGGAAGGGUAACUGGAGAGGCAUAUCCAGAUGUUUUGUGAGAACAAGAACACCCACUCAAGUGGCCAGCCAUGCACAAAAGUAUUUUCUCCGUCAGACUCGCCGGCGGAACACUUUCAGAUCAAGAAAACACCGCCUCACCCUAGCAAAUGAGGGCACUAGGAAUAGCGAUGCCGUUGUUCUAUCUCACUGGCUUGCCUCUGCAACUUCAACAAAUUGCACCUCAAUUCAAGGCGCAGCAGCUCCUGAUUUAGAAUUGAAACUUGCAACUCCCUCUCCCUCCCUCUAA